AUGUCUGAAGGGGUUUGUCAUGAAAGCUUCUUAUGGGAAAGCCAGGCUUUCUCGAAUUGGGAUAACUUGGGUGGUAGUGAGGAAAAAUCCAGCAAAAAGUUGCCGGAUUUGAGUACUUCUAAUAGCCAGACACCGCCAGGGACUAAUGAACCGGUUGCAGUGUCUGGUAAGAAGAGGAGUGGGAAGGGAAGAAGUGAGAUGAAUGAAGGGAAAAGUGUUGGUGGCGGCGGCGGUGGUGACUCUGAUCAUGAGAUACAUAUAUGGACAGAGAGAGAAAGGAGGAAGAAGAUGAGGACCAUGUUUUCUAAUCUUCAUGAUUUGCUUCCUCAACUUCCUCCAAAGGCUGACAAGUCCACCAUUGUUGAUGAAGCUGUGAACUACAUAAAAAUCCUACAACACAGACUGCAGAAGCUUCAAAAACAGAAGCUAGAAAGGCUCCAAGGUGUAACAAGCCUCAACUAUGAUCCCUCUAUAAUCACCCCACAAAAGAUAGCCACGGACUCGAGGGAAGCAUUCUUGGCUGAUCAAGGAUCUUCAAGUAACUUGUUCAUCACUGCAAGAAACUCAUCCAACUCACGUUUGAUCCCUCGAUUUCCAACCAUUUUUCAGACAUGGACUUCUCCCAAUGUCAUCUUGAAUGUCUGUGGUGAAGAUGCACACAUUAGUGUGUGUUCUCCAAAGAAGCCUGGGCUCUUGAGCACCAUCUGCUAUGUGUUGGACAAGCACAAGCUAGAGGUGGUAUCAGCUCAUGUUUCAUCAGAUCAGACUAGGAGUAUGUUCAUGAUUCAAGCUCAUGCAAGUGAAGCUCCUGACCAAAUCCCUGAAGCAUUUCCAGUGGAAGAAAUAUUCAAGCAAGCUGCAGGAGAGAUAAUGCUAUGGGCUAAUUCCUGA
Ilex paraguariensis (yerba mate) is the source of this 891-nucleotide messenger RNA. Lineage: Eukaryota; Viridiplantae; Streptophyta; Magnoliopsida; Aquifoliales; Aquifoliaceae. The record is from the annotation of a GenBank genome assembly.